This is a messenger RNA of Nematocida minor, 435 nucleotides long. RefSeq lists its product as uncharacterized. The record is from RefSeq and is a predicted model, not a curated record. NCBI's taxonomy places the organism in Eukaryota, Fungi, Microsporidia. The coding region runs from base 1 to 435 and encodes 144 amino acids. The transcript has a single exon.
AUGAGGUACAUUUUUACAAUAAAGGAAAUAGAAGAUAUAGUGGUAUACCUAAAGAACGGCGUGGUUGACGGGUCUCUUUUGAAAGAACAGAGAAACAACUUUAAAAGAAAGUGCUCGCGCUUUUAUAUAGAAAAGUCGCAGCUUUAUUUGAAGGCAACCGAAAAAGAGCACAGAAAAAAAGUGGUGGGAAACGAUGAUAGAGAAAGACUGAAGUCCGUUCUGGACAAUAUCCAUCUUCCGCACCAUGAAGAGAUAAAAACAAUGCGCACGGUGGUGGAUAGGAGCUAUGUUGGCUUUAAAAAGACACACAUUGACAACUACGUGAAAAAAUGCAUGGAUUGCCAGAAAUACAGAUCUAUGGUGCGGCUGUCUCUGCGAAGGAUGGUCCAUUGCUCCUCUUCUGCGCAGAGUCGAGUGCCUAGAAACGGGCUCUGA